AUGGCCGACGAUUUCCACUCGAAGUCCGAGGCCUUCAUGGCAUGGUUGAACAGCUAUUCGGCCACAACAAGCAACAAAAUAGCACUUCGGGACUUGCGACGAAAGGAUGCCGGACGCGGUGUAGUUGCAACCUCCGAUAUAGAAGAGGACGAGCUUCUCUUCAGCAUCCCCCGCACCUCCGUCCUCAGUGUUGAGAAUUCGCAACUCAGCAAGAAGGCACCCAGCCUUUUCAUCGAACUCGACCCAUGGCUUUCCUUGAUCGUCGUUAUGAUCUACGAGUAUCUCCAAGGUCCGAACUCAAUUUGGAAACCCUAUUUCGACAUCCUCCCUACCGAGUUUGACACGCUUAUGUUCUGGACGGAAGAGGAACUCGCGGAGCUCCAUGCUAGCGCUGUACGCGAAAAGAUUGGCAAAAAAGACGCAGACAAGACAUUUGAAGAGAUAUUGGUGCCUCUGAUUAGGCAAAAUGCGGAUACGUUCUUUCCCGGCGCGAACGUGCAUCCGACCGACCUGGACUUGGUGACUUUGGCUCAUAGAAUGGGAUCCACGAUCAUGGCGUAUGCUUUCGAUAUAGAGCCGGUUGAGUCGGGGAAAGAGGCGGAUGAAGACGGAUACGUGUCCGAGGACGAAGAGGAAGCUUUGCCGAAGGGCAUGGUACCACUGGCCGACAUGUUGAAUGCGGAUGCAGACUGGAACAACGCUAGACUGUUCUACGAGGAUGAAGUGCUCACCAUGAAAGCCUUGAAGCCUAUCAUGACUGGCGAAGAAAUCUUCAAUGAUUACGGCCCAUUGCCGCGAUCCGAUUUGCUUCGUCGAUAUGGCUACGUCACCGACAACUAUACCCCAUAUGACGUCGUUGAGAUUUCGCUUGAGCUCGUUUGCGAUAUCAUCAAGAACGAGGGCAAAAUAGACGAAUCUUCCAUAGAAAAUCGAAUUGAGUAUCUAGACGAACGAGGCGUUGUCACCUCUGGCUAUGACAUCUCAGUCCCAUCCAUUCAUACUUCAGUAGCCAGCGUGCUGUCUCCAGAAUUGAUUAUUCUGGUCGAGAGUCUCCUGCUUCCAGAGGCCGAAUGGGCCAGGUGCAAAAAGAACAUCAUUUCGACAGAGACACUAUCUCCUAACGGAGCCGAAACGCUUCUCAAGAUCGUCAAGGCCAGAGCAGCCCAGUACUCCACGACGCUUGCAGAGGACUUCUCUGAAAUUUCGAAUCUCCGGAAUCAAAUAGGUGAAUCGCACAGACUAUCCGGAAGCGAGAAGAGGAGGAUUAUGGCAAAAGAAGUGCGGCACGGUGAAAAACACAUCUUAGACGAGGCCAUGAAGGCGUUGACUGUCUUUUCUCCUUUCACGAAGAGACCUGAGAAACGGAACGACGGAGCGGCCCUGUAUACAGGCCCGAAUAAGAAGACGAGAGUUUAG
Molecule: messenger RNA, 1416 nt
Organism: Mytilinidion resinicola
Lineage: Eukaryota; Fungi; Ascomycota; Dothideomycetes; Mytilinidiales; Mytilinidiaceae
Product: SET domain-containing protein
Exons: 4
Coding region: 1-1416 (471 amino acids)
Biological process (GO): peptidyl-lysine monomethylation
Cellular component (GO): nucleus
Molecular function (GO): protein-lysine N-methyltransferase activity; protein binding
Source: RefSeq, a predicted model, not a curated record